This is a messenger RNA of Panicum hallii, 900 nucleotides long. RefSeq names its product BCL-6 corepressor-like protein 1. The record is from RefSeq and is a predicted model, not a curated record. The transcript has a single exon. Bases 1 to 900 code for a protein of 299 amino acids. Lineage: Eukaryota; Viridiplantae; Streptophyta; Magnoliopsida; Poales; Poaceae.
AUGCCUGGGCUGGUGCCCCUCCUCCCGCGCGUGCCUCCUCCAGCCCGCCGCCGGUAUUCUACUCCGCCCAAGCCAGCUCCGCCCGAGCCGAGCUCCGCUCCUGUGCCUGCCGCUAGUGCCCGCCUCCGCAUGAGCACUCCCCGCUCCGCGCUCUCCGUGUCCGCCUGCGCCGCGCCCACUCCCGCGCGCCAGCCGAGCCGUCGCUUGCCGCGUGCCUGGGCCCGCAUGCGCCGCGCGCCGCCGCUCCGGCUUCCACACGCCGCAACUGCCUGCUGCUGCGUGCGCGCGCGCGCGCCUGGGCCGCCGACGCCAGCGCGCUUGGAGCCGCUCGCCGCGCCUCCGCCCGAGCCUCGCCCCGCACCGGCUCGCUCCUGCCGCCCGAGCCUCGCUUGCGCGCGCUCCUGCGCUGUCCGCACAUCCACGCUCCAGCGCACACUCUGCUCCGCCGCCUGGAGCCACACGCUCUGCACCGUCCGAGCGCCCUGCUCGCGCGCACCUCUGGCCGUGCGCAUGCUGCUCCUCCUGCGCACGUCUACCUGCCACGCCGGCUCACGCCACCUGAGCUGUGCGCCUCCGCUCGCCCACGCUCGCUCGCUGCGCACCAGCUCUCGCCUGCUCCAGUCCCGGGCCGCCUGCUCCCGCGCGCCCCGCACCUGCGCGCCCACGAGCCAGCGCCGCGCGCCAACCGAGCCGCCCAGCGCGCGCUGCGCCGUGCGCCUAGGCCCGCUGCUCGCCCGUUUCCUCGCCAGCGCCCUGCUGCCCGAGCGCUCCUACUGCGGCAUGGAGAAGAGAGGAAGGGGAAAACCAGUGGAGAUAAGGAGGAAGUCAAAUAGAAAGGUGCUGCCGAUGUGGAGAAAAGGAAGGGCGCCAGGGAAAGGGAAAGCUGAGAAAGAGAAGUGA